UUUGAGGUUACUUUGUUGAGACUUUUUGAGACUUUUGUGAAUAAUUCGUUAUUGCCCAUAUAAUAGAGCAAAGAAGUGACGUUGGGGUAUUUCAUUGUAGCUCCUGCAGAAUUUUCCUUCUUUUCAGGCCAAUAUGUCUGCAGAUAAAACCAAGGUGUACCAGGGUGUGCGUGUAAAGACUACAGUCAAGGAGUUACUGCAGAAGCAUAGAGCCCUGCAGGCACAAAAAACAGCAACGAAAUCACAAGCCAUGACGAGUCGCGAUGUCUGCACUACGACCUUAAAUUCCCAACUCGAUGUUUUCUCUGGAAGGCAAGCUCAGGAUCCUUAUUUCCCGACACGUUCAUUUACUGAACAUGUCAACGUCCCGAUGGAGAACGUUUAUGAUCAUCAACAGAUGAUGAAUAUGAUGCCACCUGAGACUUUCAACAACAAUUUCGUGUGCCCCACUUCUGCGCAGUGGGCUAAUGGAUAUCAACCUUCAAAUACGGACAUUUACGGCACUAACAUGGUUUCAAGAUCACCAUCAGACUCCUUUAAUCUACCCAGUCCAGUCGAUUACAACAGUUACUCUCCCCCUCAGUCUCACUCCUCAUCUUCCUCGUGUUACAGCUCUCCGACACGAAUGGAUUUGAACUCCAGUUUCUCUCCAGAAAAUUACCACUACCAGCAUUGCAACCUACAGCAUUGUUUCUGUCUGUCACAAUUGUCCAAUUUGCAGGAUGGCAUGACGACCUCAGAGUACGCGCCCUUUGGCUCAUCAGACUGUUUCUUUUCAUAUGCCGGCGACAGCUAUUUCAGAAGGGAUAUCUCAAACUCAGAGAUGUGUUACUUAUGAAAUGUACUUUGAAGCACUUUGCGCGAUUCAGUGUCAUACAUGAUCCAUUUGAAUGCAUUUGUCAUAGAAUUAGAUUUGGUCGAGGAAAAAGAGAUUACACGGCAUGAAUGGGUUUAGAGUAGUUUGAUUGCAGGGUUGAUUGGAGGGAACUAAAUGUGUGUGAGUAUAAUUUACAAACAAAUUAUUCGUUUAUCUUUUCUACAAUAAACGUAUUUUUCUUAAA
Triplophysa dalaica is the source of this 1061-nucleotide messenger RNA. It is a transcript of the gene pou2af3, whose product is annotated as lnc RNA pou2af1. The transcript has 5 exons. Gene Ontology annotation, molecular function: POU domain binding; DNA binding. NCBI's taxonomy places the organism in Eukaryota, Metazoa, Chordata, Actinopteri, Cypriniformes, Nemacheilidae. The coding region runs from base 134 to 838 and encodes 234 amino acids. The record is from RefSeq and is a predicted model, not a curated record.